AUGGAUCUUGCUCACCCUCCAUCUCCUGAUUCACCAGACUUCAAGCUUUGGAGCAUAUGCAACGACAUGGUGCUAUCUUGGCUCCUCAACUCCCUUUCCAAAGAGAUUGUAGGCAGCAUUAUCUACUCUAGGACAACCAGAGAUCGCUUUGGGCAAUCUAAUGGAGUAAAGUUGUUUCACCUGCAAAAGGAUCUCAAUGACUUAGUACAGGGGUCUAAUGACAUAGCAGGAUAUUUCACGAAGGUAAAAAGGCUUUGGGAUGAAUUAGAUACUCUCAAUGUAAAUAUAAGUUGUGAAUGUGACUGUACAUGUGGAGCUAUUUGUGGAAGUUUGGUUCCUGAUUUUGGGUUUCUAGCUUUGAGUUCUGUUGCUGUUUCAUUGUUUUAA
Nicotiana tabacum (common tobacco) is the source of this 387-nucleotide messenger RNA. NCBI's taxonomy places the organism in Eukaryota, Viridiplantae, Streptophyta, Magnoliopsida, Solanales, Solanaceae. The record is from RefSeq and is a predicted model, not a curated record.